AUGUCAGCCACCGUCACAGCAGACUUAGUGUUCUUUUCCCAUCCCAAGGAUGGCUCUCCUCCCUUUAUCUAUGCGAGUGCUCCAUCCAGCGGGGAGAAAAGGAACUGGGUUGGGGAACAUCACGACGUCGAAAUAGAUAACGUCCGCGGGAAGCAGGGCACUUUCACUCUCGACAGCGCGGGUUUCCAGUUCGGUGACCAGGAGGCCAAGCACACCGCCUUCAUCAGCGACGAGGACGUCAAGAAGGAGUACUAUCCGGAGAGCAUUGAGCUCGUCAAGAGUAUAACGGGUGCGACUAGGAUUGUCCCAUUCGACCACACUAUCCGCCGGAGACGGCCAGGCGAAGCUGACGACUCGCCCGACAAACGUCAGCCUGUCCCGCAGGCGCACGUCGACCAGACGCCGCAGUCCGCCGUGGCACGCGUCCACCGCCACCUUCCCGCGUCAGACGUACCAGGCCUGCUCAAGAAGCGCUUCCAGAUCAUCAACCUCUGGCGGCCCAUCGAUCACCCUGCGCUCGACUGGCCGCUCGCGCUGUGCGACUACAGCUCGAUUGACCCUGCCGCGGACCUCGUCCCCGUCGCGCUGCGGUACCCCGACAGCGACAAGGACGGCGUGACCUUUGGCGUCAAGUAUAGUGAGGCGCAGCAGUGGAAGUAUUUGCGCGGCAUGCAGCCUAGCGAGUAUGUGCUGAUCAAGUGCUACGAUUCGAGGAACGACGGGAAGACCGCUACGUUCACCCCGCAUACCGCUUUUGCUGACCCGACCACCCCUGAGGGCACCCCAUACAGGGAGUCCAUUGAGCUGCGGCUGCUGGUGUUCUACGACUGA
Messenger RNA from Sparassis crispa, 831 nucleotides. RefSeq lists its product with no specific name. Lineage: Eukaryota; Fungi; Basidiomycota; Agaricomycetes; Polyporales; Sparassidaceae. The transcript has 3 exons. Gene Ontology annotation, molecular function: oxidoreductase activity. The record is from RefSeq and is a predicted model, not a curated record. The coding region runs from base 1 to 831 and encodes 276 amino acids.